Molecule: messenger RNA, 1996 nt
Organism: Capsella rubella
Lineage: Eukaryota; Viridiplantae; Streptophyta; Magnoliopsida; Brassicales; Brassicaceae
Product: asparagine--tRNA ligase, cytoplasmic 1
Exons: 6
Coding region: 64-1782 (572 amino acids)
Biological process (GO): asparaginyl-tRNA aminoacylation
Cellular component (GO): mitochondrion
Molecular function (GO): nucleic acid binding; ATP binding; asparagine-tRNA ligase activity
Source: RefSeq, a predicted model, not a curated record
UUAGGGUUUUUAUCUCAAACGCCUCCCUAAACUCCGUGCUUCAGAUUCCGAAGAUCAAAAACAAUGGCUGAUGAGAUUGUCCCACCGGCGAACCAGUUAGCCGCCGUGUCAUUGGGUAACGAUGGAACUACGGUGCAGAAAGCGCAAUUUUCCGACAGGGUUUUGAUUCGAUCGAUAUUGGGUCGACCUGACGGCGGAGCUAAACUCGCUGGUCAAAAUGUUCGAAUCGGAGGGUGGGUCAAAACAGGGAGGGAGCAAGGGAAAGGCACUUUUGCUUUCCUAGAGGUUAACGAUGGGUCUUGUCCAGCGAAUCUUCAGGUUAUGGUUGAUGCGUCUCUAUAUGAUCUUUCUAAGUUGGUUGCGACGGGAACUUGUGUUACUGUUGAUGGAGUUCUGAAGAUUCCGCCGGAAGGUAAAGGUGUGAAGCAGAGGAUUGAGCUUAGCGUUGUGAAAGUGAUUGAUGUGGGAACGGUGGAUCCGACUAAGUACCCACUUCCUAAGACUAAGUUGACUCUUGAGUUUCUGAGAGAUGUGCUUCAUCUUCGUGCGAGAACUAACUCGAUCUCAGCAGUUGCAAGAAUCCGUAAUGCGCUUGCUUACGCCACCCACAGUUUCUUUCAAGAACAUAGUUUCCUUUACAUUCACACUCCUAUCGUCACAACAAGUGAUUGUGAAGGUGCUGGUGAAAUGUUCCAAGUAACAACCUUGAUCAAUCACACUGAGAGGGCUGAGCAGGAUCUCAUUGAUAACCCUCCACCCACUGAGGCUGAUAUUGAAGCGGCUAGGCUUGUUGUCAAGGAGAGAGGUGAAGCUGUAGCGCAACUGAAAGCUGCCAAGGCUAGCAAGCCAGAGAUCACUGCUUCUGUUGCUGAGCUUACUGUAGCAAAGGCGACUUUAGCUCAUGUUGAAGAGAGGUCGAGGCUUAAGCCUGGACUACCUAAAAAAGAUGGAAAAAUUGAUUACUCCAACGAUUUCUUUGGCCGUCAAGCUUUCUUGACAGUUUCUGGUCAAUUACAAGUGGAAACCUAUGCUUGCGCUCUUAGCAGCGUGUAUACAUUUGGCCCCACUUUCCGGGCAGAGAACUCUCAUACUUCAAGGCAUUUAGCUGAAUUCUGGAUGGUUGAGCCUGAAAUUGCUUUUGCAGAUCUUCAGGACGACAUGAACUGUGCAGAGGCGUAUGUGAGAUACAUGUGCAAGUGGUUGCUCGAGAAAUGUUACGACGACAUGGAACUUAUGGCUAAGAACUUUGACAAGGGAUGCAUUGACAGGCUAAAACUGGUUGCCUCAACCCCGUUCAAGCGUGUAACAUACACUGAAGCAAUAGAGCUACUUGAGAAAGCUGUAGCUGAAGGAAAGGAAUUUGAAAACAAAGUGGAGUGGGGAAUCGACUUGGCCUCAGAGCAUGAAAGAUACUUGACAGAGGUUAUGUUUCAAAAGCCAGUUAUUGUUUAUAACUACCCGAAAGGGAUCAAAGCUUUUUACAUGAGACUUAACGAUGAUGAGAAGACAGUUGCUGCCAUGGAUGUCCUGGUUCCAAAGGUUGGAGAACUCAUUGGUGGAAGCCAAAGGGAAGAACGAUAUGAUGUCAUCAAAAAGAGGAUCGAGGAGAUGGGUCUACCAAUUGAGCCAUAUGAGUGGUACAUUGACUUGCGUCGUUAUGGAACAGUGAAGCAUUGUGGAUUUGGACUUGGCUUCGAACGUAUGAUUCUGUUCGCUACAGGAAUUGAUAACAUCAGAGAUGUUAUUCCUUUCCCUCGGUAUCCUGGAAAAGCUGAUCUUUGAUUCCUCUCUACACAUUUUACAAACACAAUUCCGGUUUAUAUUAGUUGGUGUGGUUUUGAUAACCGACAUGGUUUUAGUUUACUUUGAAGUUGGUUAAAUGAAAAUUGUAUGGUUUUUUGACUAUUGAUUUUAUCUCUACGGAUCUGGUUUUGUUCUGUUAUCUGGAUUGAUCAAUUGGAAUUAUAUAUUUACACAAACCUUAUUAAUUGCUUUA